AUGGGAGUCGGGAUCUCUUGGGGAACCAUCAAAUCCCUCUUGAUCUUCUUUGGUCCAAUCAUUGUUCCACGGUUGAUUGGAGCCUACCGUUCCCUUCGAGUCUCUAUUGCUAGUCGCCCACCACCGCGUCCUCUCCCUGUCACCGCAAAUCGAGCACUGAACCUCUUGUUUGCAAGCAUCGUCUUAUUCCUCAUUUUGAGCUUACCUUUCAACCCUCAUGCGCCCGAACCCAGCGUCUUUGGUCUCACUCGCUCACGAAUAAAUACCCCGAUCGAUGUGGUCUUCCACCGGCUGACCAGGCUUCGGCCUGAUGGUUUGUUAACCAAUGCGGACAUCUUGCUUCGCGACAAACUUACCUCCCUCGGCGCCCGCAAGGUCUACCUUACCUUUGGCUCCGAUGCCUUGACCUCUUGCCAAUACUGCUCUUUCGAUAACCUCUAUACCUACCUUCUAUACUACCUCCCUGCGAACGUGCUCCGACCGCAUCUCCUUCAUCUCCUCAUCCUCGCCGUUGCCACAUCCGCACCAUUUGGCGGACGGGAAUCUAGCCGCUGGCGCACGAAAUUUACCCUCGCUGGUCUGGCAUUAGCUGCCCUGGACCUGUAUGUAGUUGCGACAUACGAUGCUGUUAAAUCGGCAUCCCCCGCUGUGCGGGCUGGUCAGAUCCCUCCAACUGGUCUCUAUAACCUCAUGGCCCUUUUGCGCCCACUUGCUUUCACCGUCUGCGACACCUUAUGCGCCAUAAUCAUCUACCUCUCGGCUACCAAUCGAUUCUUCUUUAAGCCACCCUCUACAGUGGAACAUCUUGACCGGGCGGUUUCGGUCGCAUUGGAGGCAGUCACCGGCGCCAACUCAAAACUUCACGCGGCCAAUGUGGCUCGUAAUGCCGUUGUGCGGGAUAAGGCGCUGAAAUCGCGGGACGAUCUUUAUUGGCAGACAGUGGUGGCUGUGGAGAGCAAUGGGAACGGUGGCUCUUCCGAAAGAGGAGCGGUGGUGAACAACAUCUGGGAGGAGGAGGAAGUGGCUCGAGCCAUGUCCCAGACGAUGGCGGGACAAGGAGGAGUGGAUUUGGCGCAACUUGGCAUGAAUGCUAAUGAUUUUGUCCGCGGAGUGACCGAGGGUUUGGAUUAA
This is a messenger RNA of Penicillium odoratum, 1131 nucleotides long. RefSeq lists its product as uncharacterized. NCBI's taxonomy places the organism in Eukaryota, Fungi, Ascomycota, Eurotiomycetes, Eurotiales, Aspergillaceae. Bases 1 to 1131 code for a protein of 376 amino acids. The transcript is spliced from 2 exons. The record is from RefSeq and is a predicted model, not a curated record.